UCCGCGCUGCCCGAGCCGCAGCGGGACGCGAUGCGGCGGAGCCGCCCCCCCUGCGCCCGCACCGCGCCCGCCCCCGCGCUCCCUGUGCCGCUGGUGGCCCUGGGGACAUCACCCAGCCCGGGGACGGCAGCGGCCCCGCGCUCGCCCGGCAGCGCUCACCGGAGACAUGGCUGUGGCUGCCGCCGCUGCCCCCGGGGAGCGCGGUCCGUGUGCGCCCGCCCGCCCGGCAGCGCAUCCCGCGGCACGCACGGAGGGAUGCAGGGAUGCGGCGAGGGAGGUGCCCGCGGGCCCGGCCCCGCCGCAGCCGCCCCGCGGGGCCCGGGGGGAGCGGGCGGCCGCCGGCUGCGGUGGGAGAAGCUCCCGGGCACGGGGGAUCUGCCUGGGAGAAAGGCGGAGAUGGAGCCGUGGGGGAUCGGUGACGGAAACUCUCAGAGCAGGUCGGAACACAUCGAAGGCAGUACAAAUUCGGUCCGUUUUUCAGAUCCCUGAUUUAUGGACCUGACUCCUUUUCUCAGGUGUGGUUUGGUGAUGCUUCUGGAGUCAGACUGGUGUUGUGACAAUAAACCCAAGAGGAAAACCAGUUCCUAUUUCUGCCACCAAUUAAUGUUGUGGGUACAGGUACUGGAUAAGCCCCCAAGCUCAGGUGGGAACUAGUGACCAAGUUGUGGCAACAUUUCUCUUAGUCAGGCUUAUUUGUAUGGUUUUCUCUGUGUGUUAAUCUCUACACAUGAGUAAUUUACCCCACACAAUGAAAUGAAAAUUGAGUGUCAUGCUAUCUGCUUGCUCUGUACAUCUGUUACUGGUGCUCUGUUUUGCAGAAUGGUGAAAUUUUCUGCAGUUUAGAGUGCAUACAUAUUUUAUUGCAGAUUUCAAUGUCAUUGUCACAUUUCUGAGGCUAAGAGGAGGAGAGAAAGGAGCCAGUGGACAUCCUUCCCUGCAGGAGUGUUAUAGAUACAUUUGAUAUUGUUGGCUUUUCGCAAAUAUUAAAAUGAAUGUUAUGUGUAUAAAAAUGAGUAAUUUUGUUGUAUUAAUGUAGUUUUCUUUAUUUCUGUUAUUGAUGAAAUUUAGAAAUAGUAGUAUAAUACAUAUAUGUUAGGCUAUAGCAUAGUAUUAAAAUAAAAACUGCUUUUGUUUGUAUAACCCAAAGACUGAGAAAAAAAAAAUACCUAGAGAACUCCUGCAUUUGUAAACUAUCUUACCCAGAUGAAGACAGCAGUGACCAGAACUCUGGGGGAGGAAUUUAUUGCAUUUCUGGUAUCAGAGAAUGUAAAUCUCAAUAGCACCAAGAAGAUUGAUCUAUUGGGAAGGGGGCAAGAGAAAACUAAACAGAAGAACACCAAAGAUCCUAAGAAGAAUGUCUGAAUAUGUAUGAGAAUUUAUGGAUAUGUAGUAGGGUUCUGUUUUUAAGGGACAAUCCUUUGUUAGUAAGGUGUGCUCUCUUGGCUAAAUGCAGAGACACCCGGCCGUAUCUGUAUACUUUAUU
Poecile atricapillus (Black-capped chickadee) is the source of this 1483-nucleotide messenger RNA. Its product is annotated as putative cuticle collagen 80. The transcript has 3 exons. The coding region runs from base 31 to 489 and encodes 152 amino acids. The record is from RefSeq and is a predicted model, not a curated record. Lineage: Eukaryota; Metazoa; Chordata; Aves; Passeriformes; Paridae.